Paralichthys olivaceus (Japanese flounder) is the source of this 3947-nucleotide messenger RNA. Lineage: Eukaryota; Metazoa; Chordata; Actinopteri; Pleuronectiformes; Paralichthyidae. The record is from RefSeq and is a predicted model, not a curated record.
UCCACAUUGCUCAUUUGUAUGAGAUUCAGAAGAGAUACCGGGCUGCCAAGGAGGCCUAUGAGAGCCUCCUGCAAACGGAGGAUCUUCCUGCACAGGUGAAGGCCACUACCCUGCAGCAGCUUGGCUGGAUGCAUCACACAGUUGAACAGCUCGGGGACAGAGCCAGCAGGGACAGCUAUGCCAUCCAGUGUCUGCAGAAAUCUUUGGAGGCCGACCCCAACUCUGGACAGUCCUGGUACUUCCUUGGCAGGUGCUACUCUAGUAUUGGGAAGGUCCAGGACGCCUUCAUCUCCUAUCGGCAAUCCAUAGACAAAACAGAGGCCAGUGCAGAUACCUGGUGCUCUAUAGGGGUGUUGUACCAGCAGCAGAACCAGCCCAUGGACGCCCUCCAGGCCUACAUCUGCGCCGUGCAACUGGACCACAGCCACGCCGCCGCCUGGAUGGACCUGGGCACGCUGUACGAGUCCUGCAACCAGCCGCACGACGCCAUCAAGUGCUACAUCAACGCCACACGCAGCAAGGGCUGCACCAACACCACCGCGCUCACCCAUCGCAUCAAAUGCCUGCAGGCUCAGUUGAGUAACCCCCAGCUCAGUAGCCUACAGGGUAAAAGUAAAAUGCUCCCUCUUAUUGAGGAGGCAUGGAGUCUGCCAAUCCCAGCCGAGCUAACCUCCAGGCAGGGAGGCCUGAGCAGUGCACCACAGCAGGCUUGUAAGCCCAAUCACAGUGCAGAGGGAGGGGGCUCGGGUCAGUCUCUGCCCCCUCACUUGGGCUCGCUGGGCCAAGCAGAGGACCAGUCCUGCCCAGCCAAGAGGAAGAGAGCCUCCAGCCCAACUAAGGGUGAAUUAUGGGCCAGUAAUCCAGCACAGCCAGUUCCCAGCUGGUACCUCUCCCCACAGAAAUUACAGGUGCUGGAACAGUUGCGGAGUAACCGCGCCAGCUUGAAGCCACCGCAGCUUCAAAUGUUGGAGCAGCUGGAGGCUCAGUUCGCCAUGAUGCAGCAGCACCAGCACCAGCAGAUGAGACAGAAUGCCUCAGGAGGUCAGGUGCGUCCCUCUCUCCCCAACGGCCCCACCUCCAACUCCCUCCCCUCCAACUCCCUCCCCUCCCCAAACCCCAGCCUCCACCCCGCCAGGCCCCACCUGGGACUCCACCGGCCCCUGUGCCCGCCGCAGCUGCUGGCCAACGGGCCCAUGGGCCCCGGGACGCAAGGACCCUCGGACUCCCUCCCCGUGGGCGACAACAGUAAGAGUAGUAACAGUAGUAGUAAUAAUCAGCCAGGGCCGACGGACACAGGGCCCAACGGAGACGUGCCUUACCUGCAACCUGCCGGCAGCGGCGACCCAACACUGCUACCUCACACCUGCACAAGCACGCAAACACAGGACGUUGCGCCGCACCAGGCCCUGCACCUAAACACCUCUCAGGGGCUUCAGAGAGGGUCUAUUCCACAUGCGAUGGGCUCCAACAGUGACGGGGCCCCCUCUCACUCGCAGACCCCCAACUCCACUGCCCCUGUGCACCCCAACAAUCAGGUUGGACAUUCCACUAACGCCCCAUCGCCACAGCAGCAGCCUCACAACCACCUCCCAUCCCCUCCCUCCCUCCCGCACUCCUCUACCUCAGGUGGAGCAGCACCCGGUGCGUCCGCUACCAAAGAUAGCAACACCACAGCCGCCCUUGCCACAGCGGCCGCAUCCCUUGGCAACGGGGGCACGGAGGGCAAGACGCCAUCACCGCUGCCGUCGGCUGAUGGCAAAAAGGCACAGGCAGAUGGCCUCGGCAAUCAUGUCCACUCGGGGGAUGGCGGCAAGAUGGCAGAAGGUGGCGAGAAGCCGAGCCUUAGCGCAGACAAUCUUAGACUUUCUGCCCUGCUGGCGGGGGGGAAGGGGCCUGAUGUGGGCGAGGGACCGUCAGAAGGGACUGUAUCCACAGCAUCCGCCACGCCCGAGACCCACAAGAAAGUCAACAACAUCCACCCGGCCGUCCUGCCCUCAACCCCCCACGCGCAGGGCAGCUCGGCCGCCUCCUCGCCCAUCUCCGCCAUGUCCACGGCCACGCCCUCACCCAAAUCCUCAGAACACACCCAAACUGGGGUCCACAGUCCUGCCACCGCAUCCGCCACUGUCACCACCGCUACAUCUUCUGCACCGGCCGUGAAUGGUAACGGCAAAGGGGGCAUCUCUGAGGACUCCCAGAGCCCGCAGAAGGCCGAGCCGCCUGCCAUCACGGGUCUUAAAGCUACGCCCCCACAUGGACACAGCUCGUCAUCGUCAUCUUCAGUCUCCAUCUACCCCAGCUCCACAGACGUGCUUAAGGCCUGCAGGAACCUGGGGAAGAACGGUCUCUCCAACAGCAGCAUCCUCCUUGAUAAGUGCCCCCCGCCCCGGCUACCCCCGCCACCCUCGCCAGUCCUGCCCAAAGACAAGCUCAACCCCCCCACACCCAGCAUCUAUCUGGAGAACAAGAGGGAUGCUUUCUUCCCCCCUCUGCACCAGUUCUGCACAAACCCCUCCAACCCCGUCACUGUCAUCAGAGGACUAGCUGGAGCUCUCAAACUGGACCUAGGUCUGUUCUCCACAAAGACGCUGGUGGAGGCCAACCCCGAGCACCUGGUGGAGGUCUGGACUCAGCUCUCACAGCCUGCCGACGAGAACUGGGACCCGGCCGGCACCAAGAAAAUGUGGCGCUGCGAAAGCGCCCGCGCCCACACCACUAUCGCCAAAUACGCCCAGUAUCAGGCUGCUUCCUUCCAGGAAUCCCUGCGGGAGGAGAAUGAGAAAAAGGCAUUGAAAGAGCCCUCGGACGCAGAGCCAGCAUCAGCAGAGAGUGUUGCUCGCAAGAGAAGAGGACCCUUAAAGCACAUCAAGUUUGGAACCAACAUCGAUGUGUCGGACGAAAGGAAGUGGAAACAGCAGCUCCAGGAGCUCAGCAAACUCCCGGCCUUCGCUCGAGUCGUAUCAGCCGGUAACCUGCUGAGCCACGUGGGUCACACCAUCCUGGGUAUGAACACGGUUCAGCUCUACAUGAAGGUCCCCGGGAGCAGGAUAGCAGGUCACCAGGAGCACAACAACUUCUGUGCCGUCAACAUCAACAUCGGACCAGGAGACUGUGAGUGGUUCGCUGUGCCCGAGCCUUACUGGGGAGUGAUGAGCAACUUCUGUGAAAAGAACAACAUCAACUUCCUGAUGGGCUCGUGGUGGCCCAACCUGGAGGACCUGUACGAGGCCGACGUGCCUGUUUACCGGUUCAUCCAGCGGCCGGGCGACCUGGUGUGGCUCAACACUGGCACCGUGCACUGGGUGCAGGCCAUUGGCUGGUGCAACAACAUUGCAUGGAAUGUGGGACCUCUCACGGCUCACCAGUACAAGCUGGCGGUGGAGCGUUACGAGUGGAACAAGCUCCAGAGCGUCAAGUCGAUGGUUCCCAUGGUGCACCUCUCCUGGAAUAUGGCUCGCAACAUCAAAGUGUCUGACCACAAGCUGUUUGAGAUGAUCAAGUACUGCUUGCUGCGGACAUUGAAGCAGUGCCAGAGUGUGAAGGAAGCCUUGGUGUCAGCGGGCAAGGAGACCGUACUGAAGCCGAGGACCAGGGACGAACCGGCUCACUACUGCACCAUCUGCGAGGUGGAGGUGUUCGACCUGCUGUUUGUGCGCCGCGAGCUCCUCUCCAAGAAGCAGCAUGUGGUCCACUGCCAGGACUGCGCCAGGAAGGGCAGCGCAACACUGGACGACUUUGUGGUGCUGGAGCAGCACAGGAUGGAGGACCUGAUGCAGGUCUACGACCAGUUCACAUUAGUAAGUCGCUCGGCAGAGUGAAGGAGAGCUGGACUUCUCUCAGAGUACUGGACCCAGUACGGAUUUAUCUGACACAAACUUUUUUCAGUGCCGAUGGUUGAAAGGUUCUCAUUUCAGUCCCAUUCCUUUAAAUUUAGAGGUAGAAAUUUA